This is a messenger RNA of Adineta steineri, 1227 nucleotides long. Lineage: Eukaryota; Metazoa; Rotifera; Eurotatoria; Adinetida; Adinetidae. The record is from the annotation of a GenBank genome assembly.
AUGACUACAAUCAACAUUCAUUGCUAUAUUGUUUUCAUUAUUCUCAGUAUAACAGUUCAGAUCAAAUCUGAAAUAUGUGAGAAAACAGUUCAAUACGGUGAAUGUUCGACAAAUAUUGCUUGUGGAUGUUUUCAUAUGAUGGGUGUUAAUGAUGAUAUAGGUGUUUGUGGCUUUCUCUGGCCCACAUGUUCUCGGCUUGUACCAUGUAAUUCUUCAGACAAUUCAUGUCUUGAAUCUGAUAAGAUCUGUGUUCAUCAUCCUCAAUGUGAUGACCGUCCUCUUUGUUAUCCAGUUGCAAUGGCUGAUCAACGUAUCUGUCCACCAAAAGAAAAUAUGAUCAAUUCUAAAUGGGAACAAAAUGGAAUGACUGUAGCUGGAGGAAAUGGAUAUGGAAACGAAUUAAACCAACUUUUUCUUCCUACAGGACUCUUUAUAAAUGAUGAAAAAACAAUUUAUAUUGCUGACUAUUACAAUCAUCGUAUUGUUGAAUGGAACUUUAAUUCGAAGAAUGGCCAGAUCAUUGCAGAUGGAAAUGGAAAUGGAAAUGAUCAGUUCAAAUCCCCAACAAAUGUGAUUUUUGACAAACAAAAUAAUUCUUUGAUUAUUUGUGAUCGAGGGAACAGGCGAGUGAUUCGAUGGUUUUACCAAGAUCAAAUAAAAUCACAAAUUCUUAUUUCUGAUAUUGCUUGUUUCGGUCUGGCAAUAGAUAAAAAUGGAUUCAUUUAUGUUUCUGAUUUUAUCAAGGGAGAAGUGAGACAAUGGAAAGAAGGAGAACAAUAUGGAAGGAUAGUUGCUGGUGGCAAUGGAAAUGGAAAUCAACUUAAUCAACUUUAUUAUCCUACUUAUAUCUUUAUUGAUGAAGAUUCUUCUCUUUAUAUAUCAGACUUUUCCAAUCAUCGUGUGAUGAAAUGGAGAAAAGAUGCAAAAGAAGGAAUUGUUGUUGCUGGUGGAAAUGAUAAAGGAAGCAGUCUCAAACAGUUGUCUAAUCCUGAAGGAGUGUUUGUUGAUCAUUUAGGCAUAAUCUAUGUGGCAGAUAGGGGAAAUAAUCGAAUAAUGAGUUGGUGUGAAGAAAAAGAAGAAGGUGAAAUUGUUGUUGGUGGAAAUGAACAAGGAGCUGAAUCAAAUCAAUUGUCUGAACCCAGUGGUUUAUCCUUUGAUGUUGAAGGAAAUCUUUAUGUCGUUGAUUCUAACAAUCAUCGAGUUCAAAAAUAUUUAAUUGAUAUCUAA